GCUGUCACGAUAACACAUGCCAACUUCCUUUUUCAUCGCCGCCACCCACCCAUAAUCGGGUACAACACUCAUAAACAGAUCCCUGUCACGCGCCUGCCCGGUCAGAGCGCAGCGAGCUCGAGCGCGAGGAGUUAUCACUGCCGUCCGGACAGUCCCGACAAUCUUCACAAUCCUACGAGGACUCACCUGACUCUUUAUUGGAGGUAUUAUUAUGGAAUAAGCGAAAGAAAUGGCAUGUACUCUUGUGCUUUGCUGGCAUAUUUAAUUGUUCUUAUAUGAAUUAUCAUUUUGUAAUUAAACGAAGAUGAGCCUGCACCUCCACAUGGAUGCAAUAACGGAAACUAUUCAUUUGACAGGGAAAAACUGGAUUAAAGGGGAAAUGGAAAGUGCAGGUGGAUUUCCUUGGAUGACAUCAUAGUUUACAUAGGCUACGUUGACAUGUAAAUGGCAUUGCGUUUGGACAAUAAAAGGAGCAUAAAGAAGAAAGCUGGAGUUCGUUAUUUAACUAUUUAAGUGCUGUUUGGGAGAAGCGCAUCACUGAAGAUUGACCACAAAUAAUAACUGAAGAAACUCCUGGGACAGAGUUCUGGUGCUGCUUUAUAGUGUAACGUCAGGUGGAUGAAUCUGUUCCCAUGAAUCUGUUCUGUCACAUAACAACGAAACCGUGAAUCUACCUGAUCUCUUGAAUCUACUGUUUCAAGUUUAAUCAACUCUUUCAACCCAGCUGAAUUAAUGUGAUUUGACCUAAUCCUGAAUAGAGCUUGAUCUCACACUGGAAGGUGGUCUCUGACACAAGGAGAUGAAACGAGAACGUUUUAAGCCCCCAGAACCAGAUGACCCUCUGUGUUGCUGUGGUGACAUCGACCAGCAAAGAGAAAACUGUUGCUGUGACUGUGAAGAACUUGAUGAUGCCUGCGAAAGAUUACUCAGAGGAGAGGCAGACAAGCCAGACAUCAUCUCUCGUUUCAUCUCUCGUUUUCCUGAUCGCUUGGGUUUGCCUUGUUGUGCCAUAGGACCCGUUCGAUUGGAGCUCUCGGUUCUACCUCCCAUGGUAUUGCUUCCUGGACUAUUGCGGGUAGCAGCAAUAAAUUGUUUGUUGGGAGUUGUUAUCUUGACCGCCCUACCAGGAUUGGUGUUUUGGUAUUACUACGUAACUCACAGAAGGAAAAGACGCACACAGUUUUUUCUUAGUUUGGCACUCUUCUCUCUUGCCUAUAUGUACUACCUUUUCCUCACUGAAAUCCUUCCCAGAGGAGAUGUAAGUAAUCUGCAGCUGGUUACCGCGACGACGGGCAUGGUGUUGACGCUCAUCUCCCUCGUGCACACCAAACGGGGUCCAGGCUUUGUCAGAUCCCAAGCACAAGCUAUGGGACUCGACAGUAGCUCUACAGCCAAUCAGAGCAAAAACCAAUCAAACGGGGAGAUUGAAGAAAAGGAAAGGUGGUGCCCUGUGUGCCGACUGGUGCGUCCGCCGAGGGCAGGGCACUGCAGGAUCUGCGGGACGUGUGUUCUUCGGAUGGACCAUCAGUGUGUUUGGAUAAACAGCUGUGUAGGGCAAGCCAAUCACAGGCAGUUCCUUCUGACACUCCUUCUUUUCUUGCUGACAUCAUUCUACGGGAUCAGUUUGGUCUUGCGGAGCAUAUGUCCCCGACAGAGUCUAUUUACAGCCAUGUUAUAUUGCCCUGGAGUCUACAACCAAUACAGCACAGCACUGUGCUUCACGUGUGCGUGGUACAGUGUUGUCAUAACAGGAGGUCUGCUCUACCUGUUCAUCCUUCAAGUCAUCAACGUUAGUUAUAAUGUAACAGAGCGGGACGCACAGAUCGCCUUGCGCAACAAAAUGGGCAGACGGCGUUACUGUGGCCUGGUUGUGGAGACUGGAACCUACACACGAGGCUUCCGCCAGAACUGGAUCCAGUUCCUCACCAUGAACACAGAUGAAAAUGAAUCUCCCUUCACAGACAUGGUAUGACGCAAAGAGAGCUCAAACGUGACCCUAGAUGGAAUUUUUAUUUCUUCUGUACUUACAGUAUCUGACAUGUAGAGCACACCUGGAUGUUUGGUUGGCCUGAAAGAGGAACUGGGUCAAAACCUUGUUCGAUCAUGUGUGAAAUGUCUUGUGACACAUUUACCCACACAUUUACUAAAACUGACAGAGUGAAUAAUCUGGACAGAUAAAAAUAUACUUUUUGAUGCUCUUAUUUAUAGGCAGUAUAUGGACAUAUUGAAUCAGGCCUGUCAUAGUAAGACCAUUACUCUGUGUGCAACCACAGCACGGUUUUCACGAAACGAAACUACCUGCUCCUUACAUAACUCAAAGGUUAAACUGCCUGAAACAUCAACACUGAAACAAUGAUAAGCCAUCAAGAGUAUUUUGUAAUCUAAAUUGACAAUCAGAAUUCUUUUGCUUUGAUUUAUAUUGUCAGUCUAAAUGCUGAAGCAGCAAAAUGUAAACUUGUAAUUCUUGUCUUUUUUUAAACAUGCUGCUGAGCACUCUCAGGAAACAUAUCAAAUUUUUAUGUACAUUUUCCAGAUUUGUGUAUUAGUGUUUACUGAACAACAACUAGUCAUUCUAUGCAUAAAUGUACAAUAUAUUAUCUUCUAUUAU
Molecule: messenger RNA, 2608 nt
Organism: Triplophysa rosa
Lineage: Eukaryota; Metazoa; Chordata; Actinopteri; Cypriniformes; Nemacheilidae
Gene: zdhhc23a
Product: zinc finger DHHC-type palmitoyltransferase 23a
Exons: 5
Coding region: 800-1972 (390 amino acids)
Biological process (GO): protein targeting to membrane; peptidyl-L-cysteine S-palmitoylation
Cellular component (GO): endoplasmic reticulum; Golgi apparatus
Molecular function (GO): protein-cysteine S-palmitoyltransferase activity
Source: RefSeq, a predicted model, not a curated record